AUGGCCCUCGACCCAAUUCUAUCUCUGAGUCCCAGAACGGGCUCACGUGGACACUCACCUCAACGAGAACGGAUGGAUCCACGUACGGAACAUGUGCUUCAAGACGCAGCUCUAUGCCACCAAGCAGAUUAUUGGCAGAGUCGCUGCAACGACUUGAAAAAGAAUCUCAGUCAAGUCAAAGCCGAGUUGGCAAGUGUCCUAGAAAGAGAGCGAUCUUUGUCUAUACGCAACACAGAACUGGAAAGCAGAAAAUCGAGCAAUGAUGAACUUGAGGAUGAAGCGUAUGAACUUCAGCGGGAAUUGGAUGGGAAAAAAGAGGAGCUUCGACAUUUACGAAAGGAGUUUCAAGUCAACCACUCAGAGAUGCAGAGGCGGUUGGACUCUGCUUUGAGGAACAGCAAAAGUAAAGAAGACUUGUGUGAGACCUUGCGACUUCAACUUCGAUCAAAGGUUGGAGAACUUGACAAGGCCAAAGAUGAGCUGCAUGAGCUGAAGAAGCAGUUCACCAAAGAACAAGAGCUUCAUCAUCGUUCAACGGCAGAGCUUCGAGCAAAGCUUGAGGCACUCGCACAAAUCCGAGACAGCUUCCAAGCCAAACAGCAGGAUUUCGAAAGGCAAGAGGAACUGUGCCAUGAGGCAGUUGCCGAGCUGAGCAGCUUGAGACUACGCCUCAAAGCUGCUCAGGAGGAAGAUUCGAAAAAGACGAGGAUGCUUGAAGUCUUGCAGUCUGAAAACGAUCUCUGGAUUGGCCGAAGUGCUCACUACAAGAAGCAAUAUUAUGACGCUUUGCGUCAGGGCCUGGACUCGAGACCGGAAACGAGACCGGAAAUGGUUCUACACUAUGGACAUGAUGCUUGGCUGAUCUUGGCCGUAAGUCAUUGCAAGACACCACUUGCAUCCACUCGCCAGCUCCGUAACAGGUGCCCGUAUGCACAGAGGACAUGGAUAGCUUUGGAGGAGAAAGGGAUUCCAUACAGCAGAAGAGUUGUCAACUUGAAGAACAAGACAGAGGUGGAUUGGUACAAGCAAAAUGUCAAUCCGCUGGGGAAGGUUCCCGCCAUUCGUGACAGCGAUGGUACAACUCUUUACGAAUCUGAAAUCAUAAACGAAUAUUUGGAGCAGAAGUUUGACUGCGGCCCGAACUUGAUGCCGGAAGAUGCAGCUGGUUGUGCACACGUGAAAUUAUGGAAUCAUCACCUCAACAACAAGCUAAGCCCAGCGCACUUCACAUUCCUGAUGAACAAAAAUGAAACGGCUGAUGCAGAACUGCUGAAGGCUUUAGAGGAUGCCCUUCAAUACUACGAGGACAAUCUCCAGGGCCCAUAUCUGGCUGGCAACUUUUCCUUGGCUGAUAUCAGUGCAUUGCCUUUCUUCGAGCGUUUGGUAUUUUCAUGCCGGAAAUUCAAAAACUACGAGAUCCCGAAAAGAAUGGUGAAACUGCAGAAAUGGUUAGAGACUGCAAUGGCUCACGAAUCCUUUCUGGUCACCAAGCGCCCAGAGCACAAACUGGAAGAAGUCUACCAGAUGUUCCUGUCGAUGAAUUAUAAGUUUGGAGGUCUUAACCGAAACUAG
Cladocopium goreaui is the source of this 1572-nucleotide messenger RNA. Lineage: Eukaryota; Dinophyceae; Suessiales; Symbiodiniaceae. The record is from the annotation of a GenBank genome assembly.